Molecule: messenger RNA, 4823 nt
Organism: Falco peregrinus (peregrine falcon)
Lineage: Eukaryota; Metazoa; Chordata; Aves; Falconiformes; Falconidae
Gene: KDM2A
Product: lysine demethylase 2A
Exons: 20
Coding region: 89-3739 (1216 amino acids)
Biological process (GO): protein demethylation; regulation of transcription by RNA polymerase II
Molecular function (GO): protein binding; transcription coregulator activity; DNA binding
Source: RefSeq, a predicted model, not a curated record
AAAGUUAGAAAGGGAGCGGUAAAAAUUGAGGUGGGCUCGUCCACAGUGUUCGCUUAACCCUGCAUGGUGGUGUGGGAUCAGCCUCAAAAUGAGCAAAGAAAUGAGGGACAUAGGAGCCUCAUGUCUGCGUGCCCUGCUUCACUAUUUCCCUCUGGCUUCAAAGGAGGAAGAGGAGGAAGACAGCAGCCCUGGAGUGUCCUUCUCACUCUCUUCAGAAGAGUCGGAGAUGGAGCCUGAGGAAGAAAGGAUCCGUUACAGCCAAAGACUGCGUGGCACGAUGAGGCGGCGUUACGAGGACGAUGGCAUCUCUGAUGAUGAAAUUGAAGGGAAGAGGACAUUUGACCUCGAGGAAAAACUGUCCACCAACAAGUUUAACUCCACCUUCGUGGUCUUCAUGGAAGGCAAAGACUUCACAGUUGAAUACAUCCAGCGGGGCGGCCUGAGAGACCCUCUCAUCUUCAGGAGCUCUGACGGCCUGGGGAUAAAGAUGCCAGAUCCGGACUUCAGCGUGAACGAUGUGCGGCUGUGUGUUGGGAGCCGGCGGAUGGUGGAUGUCAUGGAUGUGAACACACAGAGGGAUAUUGAGAUGUCCAUGGCACAAUGGGCACGCUACUAUGAAACACCGGAGGCUGAGCGGGAGAAGCUUUACAACGUCAUCAGCCUGGAGUUCAGCCACACCAAACUGGAGAACCUGGUGCAGAGACCUGCUACGGUGGAUUUGAUUGACUGGGUUGAUAACAUGUGGCCCAGACACCUGAAGGAGAGCCAGACAGAGUCUACGAACGCUAUCCUGGAGAUGCAGUAUCCAAAGGUGCAGAAAUACUGUCUGAUGAGCGUCAAGGGCUGCUACACAGAUUUCCACGUGGACUUCGGUGGCACUUCUGUGUGGUACCACAUCCACCGAGGGGGAAAGAUCUUCUGGCUGAUUCCUCCUACACCCCAGAACUUGGAGCUCUAUGAAAACUGGCUUCUCUCAGGGAAGCAGGGAGACAUUUUUCUUGGGGACAGAGUAUCAGAGUGCCAGCGCAUCGAGCUCAAGCAGGGCUACACAUUUGUCAUCCCCUCAGGUUGGAUCCAUGCUGUGUACACUCCCAUGGACACGCUGGUUUUUGGAGGCAACUUCUUACACAGCUUCAACAUCCCUAUGCAGCUCCGGAUCUACAGCAUUGAAGACCGCACACGGGUCCCAAAUAAGUUUCGUUAUCCCUUUUAUUACGAGAUGUGUUGGUAUGUGCUGGAGCGCUAUGUCUACUGCAUCACCAGCCGCUCACAUCUGACCAAGGACUUCCAGAAGGAAUCGCUCAGCAUGGAUAUGGAGUUGAGCUCCUCGGACUCGGUGAACAUGGAAGAGGAGGAGGAGGAGGAGGAAGAGGAGGAUGCAGCAGGGAAGGAACCCAGGCGACCAGUCACAAGGCGGUCCAUUCUCACCAGCCCCAUAGCCAAUGGUGCCAAUGUGGACUAUGAUGAACUGGGCAAGAGCUGCCAAAGCAGCCUGCCAGGUCUGAAGAAGACCCCAUCUAUAGACUCUUCUGACUCCAGCCGAGGCUCCCAGAACGGCCAGGCCUGGGACCCCAACAGUGGCAGCCCGCGCAAGAGCAGGAAGGUGCACCUGACACAGUUUGAGCUGGAGGGGCUGCGCUGCCUCGUGGAUAAACUGGAGUCACUCCCUCUGCACAAGAAGUGCGUUCCCACUGGCAUUGAGGAUGAGGAUGCUCUCAUUGCUGACGUCAAGCUGCUGCUAGAAGAAUACGCAAACAGCGACCCCAAACUGGCACUUACAGGCAUCCCCAUCGUCCAGUGGCCCAAGAGGGAUAAGCUAAAGCUCCAGGCCCGGCUGAGGGUGCGCCUGCCCACCAUCCCCAUCACCAAACCACACACCAUGAAGCCAACCCCCCGCCCAACACCCGUCAGGCCUACGGUCUCUCCCAUCGUGUCAGGUGCCAGGCGGAGGCGGGUGCGGUGCCGAAAAUGCAAGGCUUGCAUGCAGGGCGAGUGUGGCAUGUGCCACUACUGCAGGGACAUGAAGAAGUUUGGCGGGCCUGGCCGCAUGAAGCAGUCCUGCAUCCUGCGGCAAUGCUUAGCGCCCAGGCUGCCUCACUCGGUCACGUGUGCACUUUGUGGGGAGGUGGAUCAGAACGAGGACUCACAGGACUUUGAGAAGAAGCUCAUGGAGUGCUGUAUCUGCAACGAGAUUGUUCACCCGGGCUGCCUGCAGAUGGAUGGGGAAGGGCUGCUCAACGAUGAGCUCCCAAACUGCUGGGAGUGCCCCAAAUGCUACCAGGGUGAUGACGCGGAGAAGGGCCAGAAGCGGAAGGUGGAGGAGAGCGAUGAUGACACGGCGCAAGCUAAAGUGCUGCGGCCCUUGCGGAGUUGCGAGGAGCCCCUGACCCCCCCCCCCAACUCGCCCACCCCCAUGCUGCAGCUGAUCCAUGACCCAGCGUCGCCGCGAGGCGUGGUGACGCGCUCGUCCCCAGGAGCCGGCCCCAGCGACCACCACAGCGCCAGCAGAGACGAGCGCUUCAAGCGACGGCAGCUGCUGCGGCUCCAAGCCACCGAGCGAACCAUGGUGCGGGAGAAGGAGAACAACCCCAGCGGCAAGAAGGAGCUGUCGGAGGUGGAGAAGGCCAAGCUGCACGGCUCCUACCUCACUGUGACGCUCCAGCGCCCCACCAAAGACGUCCAUGGCACUUCUAUCGUCCCCAAGCUGCAAGCCAUCACAGCCUCCUCCACUAACCUGCAGCACUCGCCCCGCGUGGUCAUGCGCCACGCACCCACCAGGAUGCCCCUGCGGGGUGGGGGGGAGGAGGAGGCAGCCGCCGAGGAGGAGGAGGAGGAAGAGGAGGAGGAGGACGAGAACGCGGAGGAGGGGGGGGCGGCCCGGCUCAACGGCCGAGGGAGCCGGGCGCAGGAGGGCGAGGAGAGCUGCAUGCAGCGCGAGGUGUGGAUGUCCGUCUUCCGCUACCUCACUCGCAGGGAGCUCUGCGAGUGCAUGCGGGUGUGCAAGACCUGGUACAAGUGGUGCUGUGACAAGAGAUUGUGGACAAAGAUAGAUUUGAGCAGGUGCAAGUCCAUCACCCCCCAGGCGCUGAGCGGCAUCAUCAAAAGACAGCCGGUCAGCCUUGACCUCAGCUGGACCAAUAUCUCCAAAAAACAGCUUACGUGGCUCGUCAACAGGCUGCCAGGCCUGAAAGACCUCAUCCUAGCGGGCUGUUCCUGGUCUGCGGUCUGUGCUCUCAGUACCUCCAGCUGCCCCCUUCUCAGGACCCUCGAUCUUCGGUGGGCAGUAGGAAUCAAGGACCCUCAGAUCCGGGACUUGCUCACGCCUCCAACAGACAAACCCAGUCAGGACAAUCGCAGCAAACUCCGCAACAUGAUUGAUUUCCGGCUCGCUGGCCUGGACAUCACCGACGCCACGCUGCGGCUGAUCAUCCGCCAUAUGCCCCUGCUCUCCCGCCUCGACCUCAGCCACUGCAACCACCUUACGGACCAGUCGGCCAACCUCCUCACGGCCGUGGGCUCUUCCACACGCAACUCCCUCACCGAGCUCAACAUGGCAGGCUGCAAUAAGCUGACAGACCAGGCCUUGCUGUACCUGCGCCGCAUCUCCAACGUCACUCUAAUUGACCUGCGAGGUUGCAAACAGAUCACCCGCAAAGCCUGUGAGCACUUCAUCUCGGACCUGUCCAUCAACAGCCUCUACUGCCUGUCCGAUGAGAAGCUGAUCCAAAAAAUCAGCUAGAGACCCUCCCUGGGGCAGACUGAGGAGAAGGAAAAGAGCCCAUCCCACCCCUCUCGGAGAGCCGCUCCUCCACAUCCCCACCUUGCCCUCCAUGUCCUGCCACUGCCUCCCACCUGACUCGGCAGGCAGGGCCGCUGCUGGCCUCGCUCCACCGUCCUUCCUCCUCCUCCCCCGGGACUUCUGCUGAUGAAGACGUCCCGCCAGGCUGGCCAGUACCAGAGGAGGAAUGGGCAAAUGGCAGGGAGCCUCAGCCCGAAGGCUGGCUGCUCCCAAGGCGGAGGUUGUAAUAGAGAUCUCUGUGCAGAGAAAUGGGGCACCCUCUUCCCCCGGCUUUUCCCCUCCUCCCCAUCAUCUCCUUGCCUUGAAACACUUGUCACUUCCCUGUUAGCACAAAGCUUGAGGGGCAGGGUCUCUCCAAGGAAGCGGGAGCAGAGCUGGAACAAAACAUACCCCUCCGUGCCACCACCAGCUCGUCGCUUGCCCUGCGCUCUCAGCCCCCUCACAGUUUCCCUCGCCCAGCUGCAGGGGCUGCGAUGGAAUCCCCCCCUCCUCCCACCACCCUCGCGCGGCCGGGUGGCUCUUCGGGUGUCGAGGGCAGGAGCCCCGCAGGCAGGCUGUGGCGGGGUCUCCGGCCGCAGGGCUGACACAGGCUGGCUGGGAGCAGGCACUUUGCAGCCCACUGUCCCCCUGCCCGGGGGGGUGAGGCUGGGGGAUGACACGCUUCCACGGCGGGCCAGCGCCAGCCUUCCUGCAGCACCGUCUGUCCCCAUGCAGCCCUGCACAGAGGUGACGGCUGGGGCCAGCUGGGAGCAAGGGGAGAAACCGCAGGUACAUCAGAGCUCAGGGAGGACUCGGAAAGCAUCAGCCAGGGGUGAGUGAGCACGUGGGGGGACAGGAGCUGCCUCCUCUUCCUCCCCAGCUCCCUGCGCGUGGCCCAGCAGCACGAAGCACUCUAGGGCCGCCGCGGCCGGAGGGGCGAAGGCUGCUCUGUCUGCCCAGGGUGCUGUGGCCUGGGACCGAACUGGCACGAACGCCCCACUGCAUUGUCCUCUCCUUCCCCCACCCCCUUUUAGCUGCCGUUUUU